Messenger RNA from Gracilinanus agilis (Agile Gracile Mouse Opossum), 726 nucleotides. Its product is annotated as receptor-type tyrosine-protein phosphatase epsilon-like. The record is from RefSeq and is a predicted model, not a curated record. The transcript has 7 exons. Gene Ontology annotation, biological process: protein dephosphorylation. Gene Ontology annotation, molecular function: protein tyrosine phosphatase activity. The annotation marks the transcript as partial. Lineage: Eukaryota; Metazoa; Chordata; Mammalia; Didelphimorphia; Didelphidae.
AUGGCGCUGGCAGGGCCGGGCUGGGGUGACUCUCCUGGUGUAUGGCCCGUCCUGGGCCCCGGAGGCCUAGGCAAGGCCGAGCCUCCACCCGCGCUCCCUUCCUGUCGUCCCCAAUUCUGUGGAGGAACCCCCGGGAAGAAGGGGAAGAAGGAAGGGGGAGCCCAGCAACAGCAGAGAGUGAUGCUGCUGAGCAGGUCUCCGUCGGGGCCCAAGAAGUAUUUCCCGAUCCCGGUGGAACACCUGGAGGAGGAGAUCCGCCUUCGGUCGGCCGACGACUGUAAGAGGUUCCGGGAGGAGUUCAACUCUCUGCCUUCGGGACACGUCCAAGGAGCGUUCGAAACAGCCAACAAAGAAGAGAACCAAGAGAAGAAUAGAUACCCCAACAUUCUCCCCAAUGACCACUCCAGGGUGAUUCUCAGCCUAGUGGAUGGAGUGCCGUGCUCGGACUACAUCAACGCUUCCUAUAUCGAUGGCUACAAAGAGAAGAACAAGUUCAUCGCCGCCCAAGGCCCCAAGCAGGAGACGGUCAACGACUUCUGGAGGAUGAUCUGGGAGCAGAAGUCGGCCACCAUCGUCAUGCUGACCAACCUGAAGGAGAGGAAGGAGGAGAAAUGCCAUCAGUACUGGCCGGAUCAGGGCUGCUGGACAUACGGCAACAUCCGCGUCUCUGUGGAAGACUGCAUCGUCCUGGUGGACUACACCAUCCGCAAGUUCUGCAUUCAGUCG